Messenger RNA from Lolium perenne, 3244 nucleotides. RefSeq lists its product as uncharacterized. Gene Ontology annotation, molecular function: DNA helicase activity. Gene Ontology annotation, biological process: DNA repair; telomere maintenance. NCBI's taxonomy places the organism in Eukaryota, Viridiplantae, Streptophyta, Magnoliopsida, Poales, Poaceae. The record is from RefSeq and is a predicted model, not a curated record.
AUCUUACUAACCAUAUGUUAUUUUGGAAUAAUAUGUAGGAAUGCAGGAACAUAGGUCCGGUUCUUGUGUCUCACCGCGAGAAUAUUAUUGCUUUAAGCUGCAAAUUAGACCCGGGGAAUUUAACAUCCUACUGUUUGGAGGCCGGUUGACUCAACAAUAUAUAGUUGAUAUGUAUAUUAAGAUUGAAUCAAUAAGGUUAGCAUUCUUGUUACGACCAUCCACUCAGAUUCUCAUAAGAGCAGAUUUAUAUCAAGGAUUGGUAGAUAGCAUUGUUGCUGGUGAAACACGAGCAUGUAUGACUGGUAAGCGCAUUGUGCUCCCUCCAUCAUUUAUUGGAGGACCAAGAGAUAUGCGUCGCAGAUAUCUGGAUGCAAUGGCUUUGGUGCAACGGUUUGGAAAGCCAGACAUAUUCCUUACAAUGACUUGCAACCCACACUGGGAGGAGAUAACUAGGGAACUCGCACCAGGCCAAUCACCACAAGACCGUCCUGACUUGGUAGCCCGAGUCUUCAAGGCAAAAUUAGAGGAUUUAAAAGCUCUUCUGUUCAAGAAGAAAUUCUUUGGUGAAGUUGCUGCACAUGUGCAUGUAAUUGAGUUUCAGAAGAGAGGUCUACCACAUGCCCAUUUCUUGAUAAUUCUAAAGUCAAAUUACAAGAUAACUAACCCAGACCAAUAUGAUGAGAUAAUAUCGGCUGAAAUUCCUGAUAAUGAUAAAUAUCCUAUGUUGCAUGCUUUAGUUAUUAAGCACAUGAUGCAUGGCCCGUGUGGAGUUCUCAACAUAAAUAAUCCUUGUAUGGAAAAUGGAAGUUGUAGGUAUCAUUAUCCUCGGCAGUUCGCAGAGACUACACUGCAAGGAGAGGACUCUUAUCCAAUCUAUAGGCGCAGGAAUGACGGCCAUCGAGUAUGCAUUAGGGGUGCAGUUCUGGACAAUAGAUGGGUUGUGCCUUACAAUCCCUAUCUACUUAUGCGAUACAAUUGCCAUAUCAACAUUGAAGUUUGCUCUAGCAUCAAGGCGGUGAAAUAUUUAUUCAAGUACAUCUACAAAGGUCAUGAUCGUGCCUCCUUUGUGAUCGAGGCCAUGGGAGAUGGUGCAGUUGUUAAUGAGAUUCGUGAGUACAGAGAUGCAAGGUUUAUAUCACCUCCAGAGGCAAUAUGGAGGAUUUAUUCUUUCAAUCUUAGUGAGAUGUGUCCAUCAGUUAUACAGUUACAAGUCCAUUUGCCAAAUAUGCACCACGUGUGCUAUAAAGAUUCUGAAAAUUUGGAGUAUGUGGUCAGCAAUGGAUUGGCUUCGAGAACAAUGCUUACUGAAUAUUUUAGAAUGAAUUCUAUUGAUAGUUAUGCCAGGAAUUUCUUAUACAAGGAAUUUCCAGAAUAUUUUGUAUGGGAAAAUGGUACUAAGAGUUGGAGACCUCGCAAACAGAGAAAACAAGUAGGGAGACUUGUCACUGCAAACAGAGAAAAUGGUACUAAGAGUUGGGGUCUGAUUGAGGCUGAUCGUAGUGUUUCUGAUUGUCUGAGCGAGGCUGCGACAUUCGAAAUGCCUUCUGCACUUAGAAGGCUUUUUGCAACAAUAUUGGUAUUCUGUGAGGUAACAAGUGUUCGUGAACUAUGGGAGGAACAUUUUGAGGCCAUGGCUGAUGAUUUUCGGCAGGAGAGUGUAAAUAAUAAAGAAUGUCUUGAGCAGAUGGUACUUAGAGAUAUUAGUGCCCUGCUAUAUUCAAUGGGUAAGGAUAUCAACUGCUUUGAUCUUCCGAAAAUGACAGAUGACACUGGUUUGGCUAGCUCAGUUUGUAGAGAAGUAACUGAAGAGUUGUCUAUUCAUGCUGAUCAAGAGCACCUGGACCUCUAUGCAACAUUAAAUUGUGAGCAAAAAAUUGCCUUUGAUGAGAUAAUGAAUCAUGUUCUGAAGAGAAAGAGUAAGGUUUUUUUUAUUGAUGGUCCAGGAGGUACAGGAAAGACGCAUCUGUAUAAGGCUUUACUCGCGAAAGUGCGGUCCAUGGGACUAAUAGCAAUUGCAACUGCAACAUCUGGAAUUGCUGCAUCUAUAUUGCCCGGUGGUAGGACUGCACAUUCCAGAUUUAAGAUACCAAUAAAUAUUCACGAUGACAGUAUGUGCAGCUUCAGUAAACAGAGUGGGACUGCGGAACUGCUUCGCAGAGCAUCUUUAAUCAUUUGGGACGAAGUUGCCAUGACAAAACGUCAGGCUGUGGAGGCACUUGACAAAUCCUUGCAAGAUAUUACUGGUGUUGGGUCUCCUUUUGGAGGAAAAGUGAUAGUAUUGGGAGGAGAUUUCAGACAAGUUCUUCCAGUGGUGAGGCGAGGCACAAGGGCGCAAGUAACAGACGCUACACUGAAGAGAUCGCAUCUCUGGAAUGAUAUAAAACAAAUAAAGCUAUGGCGUAAUAUGAGAGCACGAUUUGAUCCAUGGUUCUCAGAUUUUCUGUUAAGAAUUGGUGAUGGUACAGAAGCAUCAAUUGGCCAAGACUAUGUGCGCCUACCUGAAGAAAUAGUGGUCGCUUACACAGAUUCAAAAAACUCAGUUAGUAAGUUAAUAAAUGAUAUAUUCCCUUCACUUGGCCAGAAUGGAGUAUCACCGUCUUAUAUUAGUAGUCGUGCCAUUCUCUCCACUAAGAAUGAAUAUGUCGAUGAACUAAAUGCAAUGCUCAUUGACCAGUUUCCCGGGGAAGAAAAGAUCUACUAUAGUUUUGAUUCAGCAGUUGAUGAUCCACAUAAUUACUAUCCACCUGAGUUUCUAAACUCACUCACACCCAAUGGUCUUCCUCCACAUGUUCUUAGACUGAAGAUUAAUUGUCCUGUCAUUUUACUUCGGAAUCUAGAUCCGUUUAACGGACUGUGCAAUGGAACACGCCUUAUCAUUAGAGCAUUUCAAGAAAAUGCUAUUGAUGCAGAAAUCAUUGGCGGCCAACAUAUUGGAAAAAGGGUAUUCCUUCCACGAAUUCCUUUGUAUCCUUCGGAAGAUGACGUGCUCCCCUUCAAGUUCAAGAGAAAGCAAUUUCCAAUUCGUCUUAGCUUUGCCAUGACAAUUAACAGAGCUCAGGGACAAACUAUUCCAAAUGUUGGCAUCUACCUUCCAGAGCCAGUGUUCUCUCAUGGUCAACUCUAUGUUGCUUUGUCGCGAGGGACAUCAAGACAAACAACAAGAAUACUUGCAAAACCAAACAAGGAGGUUGAUCGGUCUGGCAAAAGCACCAAAAAUAUUGUCUACAAGGAUGUUUUGAUGUAA